AUGACGAGUAAUAUUACUCCUAAUGCUGGUCCAUCACUUUUCGGAGGAAAGAGUAAAUUAAUAGCUGUAAUUGGUGAUGAAGAUACUGUAACUGGUUUUUUACUUGGUGGUAUUGGUGAAAUCAAUGCUAAAACACGUAAACCAAAUUUUUUAAUUGUCGAUAAAAAUACAAAAGUAUCAGAUAUUGAUGAAACAUUUAAAAGUUUUCUUCUACGUGAUGAUAUUGGCAUUAUACUUAUUAGUCAACAUAUUGCUGAAUUAAUUCGUGCAACAGUUGAUGGUCAUGAUAAGCCUGUACCUGCAAUAUUAGAAAUUCCAAGUAAAGAACAUCCAUAUGAUCCUAGUAAAGAUUCAAUAUUAAGACGUGCUCGUGGAAUGUUCAGUGCAGAGGAUUUCAAAUAA
Molecule: messenger RNA, 402 nt
Organism: Adineta steineri
Lineage: Eukaryota; Metazoa; Rotifera; Eurotatoria; Adinetida; Adinetidae
Source: the annotation of a GenBank genome assembly